AGCUAAAUCUCACAUGCACACAGGCUGUACCGGCACCUCUCACCCCCUCCAGAAUAUCUUGCUAGCCCAGUGAAUCCUGGGAACAAGUGGUUGAGUGGAAGCGGAUGCAGGAACCAUGUGUCAAUAGAGGAAACCAACUCAUCCCUUCUAUUAAGCCUUCUCCUGAGUUUCCGGUCUUUGGAUUUGGUGCAUUCAGUUUUGUGACCUGCUGUGCUGCUUUUAAUUUUUUGGGAUUAUAAUCAUCAGAGACCCAACAAGCUCUGAGGAUUCAUAAAACAUUAAAUUGGUACAGUGUUUGUAUCACUGUCAACUGUUUGGACUGAUUUAAGGGGUGGCACCAGCUGAGCAGUAUUCCUGUUGCUGGAAGGUGUGAUGACUGCAGAGAGUCAGCAGUCACCUACUAGGGCCACUGCUGCUGGAGCUGGUUUACAACAGACCAGUGGUUUUACCAUGCCUGUGGUAAAAGUAGAGAAGGAUCCAGCCCCUGAAGCAAGCAUGUCCAAUGGUGGCUCCGAGGUAGAUGACACCCAUAAGGGAAGGAGAAGAAAAAGACCCCUCCAGAAAGGGAAGCCUCCAUAUAGCUAUAUCGCUCUUAUAGCUAUGUCCAUUGCUAACUCUGCUGACCGUAAGCUGACUUUAGGGGGAAUCUACAAGUUUAUUACCGAGAGGUUCCCGUUUUACAGGGACAACUCCAAAAAGUGGCAGAACUCAAUUAGGCACAAUCUUACACUAAAUGACUGCUUCAUUAAGAUCCCCAGAGAGCCAGGCAGGCCAGGUAAAGGAAACUAUUGGGCCCUGGACCCCAAUGCUGAAGAUAUGUUUGACAGUGGCAGUUUCUUGAGAAGAAGGAAGAGAUUCAAGAGAACUGACCUAACCACUUAUCCAGCCUACAUACAUGAUACCAGUAUGUUUUCACCCCUGCAAGUGGCAAGAGCAACUUAUCCCAACACUGUAUAUCCAAAUAUGACAAUGAGCCCCAACUACAGUCAGCAGAUAGCCCCACACUCAUCAGUGUACUAUCCAUCAUCUUCUCCUGCCUUUAGCUCUGCCCAGCCAAGGGUGUUCAGCAUCAACACCCUAAUAGGGCACAGUGGGUCUGAACAUGCACAGCCACCUAACCGAUCCAUCAGCCCAGAAGUCAAUUCAACUUCUUCCAGCUCUUGCAACUACGGAGGGUCUGCCUACAGUAGCCAAGCUGGUAGUGGCACUAUGCUGCCCAGGUCUACCAAUCCAGUACCUUAUUCAUACUCAGUCCCCAACAGUCACUUGCAGAUGAACCAGAGCACUUACACACAUAGUAAUGCUCAACUGUUUGGCAGUGCCAGUCGGCUGCCCAUGCCAACAUCUCCUCCAAUGAACAGUGACACUGUGGACUUCUAUGGGAGAAUGUCACCUGGGCAGUACACCUCCUUGGCUACCUACAAUAGCAAUGGGCAGUUGGGUGGCACCAAUGCUUACCUGCGCCAUGCCACAUAUUCUGGGAACAUGGAAAGGUUUGUGCCUGCUGUUUGAUGUAGGCAAUGCUUGAAUUUGAACUGCAUGUUAAUUUCAAUUAGCAUGUAUCAGGGAUGCUAUCACUCUGCCAAAUAAGGUAUAUUCUUUACUGUGUAAUGAGAAUGAGAGAGCCAGCACAAGAGAACAGGGCAGUCGGGCAUGUGAAAUCACGUUGACUAUGGUCUGCUGAUUGUACCCUUAGAUGGGCAGCCAUGUAAAGGCAAGAUACCAUUCUCUUACAGUCAUAUUGAUUCAUUCGCCUUUAUUUUUCCCUAUGGGAUGACAAGAGAAAUAUUUUUGUACUAUGCAGUAAUUAUGCAUUAUAUAUUUUAACAGCUUUAAUAACAAUGUAUAACUUUUUCAUGGCCUUUGUGAGUUUUUUAUACAAUAUUCAUAUGCCAAUUCAAUAUGUCUUGAUGUUGAUAUAAAAACAAAAAGAAGACAAAAAAAAGAAAAGAGCAGAGAGAAAAAGAAUAAUAGCCAAACUGAAAAGAAUUCAAUGCAAGAAAAAUAAUGAUCAGGAAAUCAUACUGAUUUAAAACAUUGCACUUAUUUUGUACUGGAAAAGUUCCUUCCUUCUUUUUUUACAUUGCUCCUUAAAAUAAAAAAAUAUGUUUUUCUGUAUGUAUGUGGUAUUAUUGAGAGAAAUUGAUAAAUAGAUCAGAUUGUAUAGGGAAAAGUUUCUUCAAUAAACUUGGUAGCUGUGUGUUAAAUAGCACAGCUAUGUUAUUACAGUAUCUAAUAGUUCCUGUUUUAAACUGAAGAAAUAAAAUAAAAAUUUGCCCCGUAACUACACUGUGAUCUAUUGUGGGAGAAAUGUGAAGAACUGCAACCGUUUCCUUAAUGAUGUGACAGCCCAACUCCUUUCAUAGCACUGCCACCAAGCUCUUUCACUAAGUUACUGCUACUGAAACUUUGAGUACAAUUAAUCUAAACCAUGAAUUAUAAUAGUGCCUGUAUUGCAGUGCUAUGUUUUAUUUCAACAGCUGACCUAUAGGUCAAUUUCCACAUUAAUACAGUUUAGCCAUGAAAGAACUAACAAUUCUUUUUUUCUUUUUCAAUUGAAUACAAAUUAACAUCAAGGUUAUUUGCCCUUGUAACAUCUGGAGUCCAUAGGAAACUGGAAAAAAUGUUGUUAAUAUUCUGGAGUGGGAUUUUUGGUAGCAGAUUAUCAGAUGUAAAACUGGUGUGUUUCUCCUAAGCCUUGUCCUGUAAUAAGGGUAGUCUGUCAUUGGUACGGGAACAAACAGCAUCACUUUCCCUGAGUUAAGUAUUGAGAUCACUGCCGUUUCCCAUCGCUGCUUUUGAAUAAGAUACUAAAUAAAUAUGGAAGAAUGUAUAAACAGCUUUGGGAGGAUCCUGAGAGUUCUUAUGCAACAGCACAGUCUACGUAGAUGUAACCACCCUGUCUUAAGGUGUCUGAGAUGGAAUACAGGAGUCCUAUUUAAAAUGCAAUGAGAAAAUCUAUCGCUAUAUGGUCCCAUUUUUAUGCUGUAGUUGGAGAGGGUAUUGAAACAAAAACAACUGUUAUAAUUAUUAUCUAUAACGCAGAAUGCUUUACCUGGGUGUUCUAGACUAGUGGGGUGUUUCCAUAGUUUACUGCCGCAUAACUGAUAUUUACCAAAAACAUUUAAACAGUAUAAAAAACACACAAUAACUUUUUUAUUCAGUUUACAUCAGGUACAAGGUGUUGCCUUAUUACUAUAGAGAAAAAAAUUAUUAGUAAUUAUUUAUUAUUUUAUAUAAAGAUACCCCAUGCAGAAGAUCAUUUGCCGUUUUUGGAGCUUUCUAAAGACAACAUAAUGUGUCAACUUUCUGUUGUUACUCUGCAUAAAAGCAAAAUUUCUACUGUCAUAAGACCCCUUUUAUUAUAUAUAUAGAAGGAGAUUCAUAGAGCCUUGUCUCAGAUCUAUUACAAAGUCAUCAGUAAUUCAGUGUCUUGUUAAUUGUGGAAAAUUGAAAUGCUCUUACCGCGCAGUUUCUACAGUUAUAGUAUGCGCUUAUACCAUCAAUUCAUUGCUCCUGUAUAACUUGGGCCAAAUUAUUAUUGGAUACCGAAAAGAUUUUUAAGACUAAUCUACAUAUGUGUAAUCCUGAAUAAAUUUUGUAUUAUACUAAAUAAAUGAAGAAUGUCUCAGAAUUUUUUUUUUAAAUUAUAUUCAUAGUAAUGAGCUAUUUCUAAAAUUAUUUCAGGUGUGGGCACUAAAAAGAAAGGUGUCACUGUUCCAGCUGUAACAUAUAACGAGCAAUAUGGAUUGCUAAGGAAUACUCUUCAAUAAUGUGACUUUAACAAAGUAUUAUAAAAUGCAGAGCCUAGGUACAGUUUAUUAUUAUUAUUUCUUAUGCAUCUCUUAACUUUUUUUCUCCUAGCUGUGGGCAAAUAAAAGAGUUCUGCUAAGACGCCACAGGGAAACAGUCAACCUAUAUCAUGUAUAAAAUAAGAUAUAAUGGAGCCCUAAAAAAUUGUACAUUAGACACAAGAGCUACUGAAAGUCUAUGCCUUGUGGACAAUGUAUAGACUCUCUAUUAAUAUUUUAUUUAUCUGCCAACAGAAUAUCAAGGUUCAUCUUCCCUGAAUGAUAUUCCUCAGAGACCCAGAAAUAGUUAAAGAAAAUUUAUGAAAACAAUAACAUUAUUUUCCCUCAAAUUACAGAAAGUAUGUUAGCCAUAGUUUUCUUUUGAAGAAGGAAUGUGGGUAGAUACAUUUGAUCUUACAGUUCCAUCAUAUGCAAGAUAUUUCACUUUUAUGGAAACCUUUUAGCAGUUGUAAAGCUAUCAUGUCUGAAUUACUGUAUAUUGGUGAAAUGGCAGAAUCAGAUUGCUUUAUUUUGAUAUUUGGAAUAUGAUUGUAGCUUUUUUUAAAGAUAAAUAUGUAUUUGUAUUUUUGGCAUUGUAUUUCUGGUCUUUUUAAAGUAAAGCUUUAUGUGAAUUUUCAAUGUGUGUUUUCAUUUUGAUAUUAAAACAUAUAAAUCUA
Xenopus laevis (African clawed frog) is the source of this 4468-nucleotide messenger RNA. RefSeq names its product forkhead box E1 L homeolog (gene foxe1.L). The record is from RefSeq and is a predicted model, not a curated record. Gene Ontology annotation, cellular component: nucleus. The transcript is spliced from 2 exons. Gene Ontology annotation, molecular function: RNA polymerase II cis-regulatory region sequence-specific DNA binding; DNA-binding transcription factor activity; DNA binding. Bases 373 to 1512 code for a protein of 379 amino acids. NCBI's taxonomy places the organism in Eukaryota, Metazoa, Chordata, Amphibia, Anura, Pipidae. Gene Ontology annotation, biological process: animal organ development; system development; cell differentiation.